Messenger RNA from Arabis nemorensis, 2235 nucleotides. Lineage: Eukaryota; Viridiplantae; Streptophyta; Magnoliopsida; Brassicales; Brassicaceae. The record is from the annotation of a GenBank genome assembly.
AUGUCGGAAUCACAGUCUUCCAUGAAAGUGACGAAAACUCCGGCGACAGAGUUAGCUUUCACCAACUUAGCUUAUUGCUCUGUCUCGGAUCUCCGUCAGUUCUCUGUUCCCGGAACCGAUCUCUUCCUCGGAAACGUCUCCGACGUCUUCAUUCUCUCCUUCUCAUAUCCUUUUACAAUGCCAUCUUCAAAGAGGAUACAAGAUGGAACUAUUGCUUUGAGUGCUCUUCAACGAAGACAUGCUCGAGUUUCCAUUGAUGAUAUGGUAACUGUGAGAAGAUUUGUUCCUCCUGAGAAUUUUGACCUGACUUUGUUGGCUCUUGAGUUAGAAUUUCUAAAGAAGGGUACUACUAAAAACGAACAGGUUGAUGCUGUGCUUCUUUCAACCCAACUCAAGAAGAAAUUCAUUAAUCAGGUCUUCACAGUAGGACAGAGAGCUACAUUUGAGUAUCAUGGAACUAAUUACAUUUUUACGGUUAACCGAGCGGUGGUUGUAGAGGGUCAAGACCGGUCCGAUGGUAUGGAAAGAGGGAUGAUAUGUAAAGAUACAUAUUUUGUGUUUGAAACAUCAAAUGCAAAUGGCAUAAAGAUUAUCAACCAACGAGACGCUGCUACUAGCAAAAUAUUUAAAGGAAAGGAGUUUAACCUUCAGGCACUUGGUAUUGGUGGCUUAAAAACAGAGUUUGUUGAUAUAUUCCGAAGAGCUUUUGCUUCGCGUAUAUUUCCUCCUCAUGUUAGGAACAGACUUGGAGGAAAACAUGUUAGAGGGAUGCUUCUUUAUGGACCUCCUGGUACCGGAAAGACCUUGAUGGCACGCCAAAUCGGAAAAAUGCUGAAUGGAAAAGAGCCAAAGAUCGUGAAUGGUCCUGAGGUACUAAGCAAGUUUGUCGGUGAGACAGAAAAGAAUGUAAGAGACUUGUUUGCUGAUGCUGAGAAGGACCAGAGAACCCUUGGUGAUGCAAGUGAGCUUCAUGUCAUUAUUUUCGAUGAAAUCGAUGCUAUUUGUAAGGCAAGAGGAUCAAGCAGAGAUGGUACAGGUGUUCAUGACAGUAUUGUUAACCAGCUCCUGACAAAGAUAGAUGGUGUGGAGGCUUUGAACAAUGUUUUACUUAUUGGAAUGACAAAUCGGAAGGAUAUGCUUGAUGAAGCUCUUCUAAGGCCUGGAAGGUUAGAGGUUCAUAUCGAGAUUGGCCUCCCUGAUGAAGCUGGACGUUUUGAAAUUCUUCAGAUUCAUACAAAAAUGAUGAAAGAAAAUUCUUUCCUUGCUCCUGAUGUCAAUCUCCAAGAGCUCGCUGCUCGGACGAAGAAUUACAGUGGAGCUGAGCUUGAAGGAAUUGUGAAAAGUGCAACAUCAUAUGCUUUGAACAGACAUGUGAACAUGGAAGAUCUUACAAAACCUGUGGAUGAAGAGAAUAUCAAAGUUACAAUGGAAGAUUUUCUUCAAGCAUUCCAUGAAGUUAAGCCUGCUUUUGGAGCCUCUCCAAAAGACCUUGAACACUACAGACCUAAGGGAUUUGUGGACUGUGGUGAUCGGCAAAAGCUAAUCUACGAAAGAGUUAUGUUUCUUGUUGAGCAAGUUAAAGUUAACGAAAGAGGUCCUCCAGUCACUUGCCUUCUUCACGGACCUAGUGGAAGUGGUAAAACUGCAUUAGCUGCGACUAUUGGCCUGGACAGUGACUUCCCAUAUGUCAAAAUAGUCUCUGCAGGGACUAUGAAUGGUCUUCACGAGAACAAAAAAUGCGCACACAUUACUAAGGUCUUUGAGGAUGCAUACAAAUCACCACUGAGCAUAGUUAUUCUUGACAGGAUUGAAAGGUUGUUGGACUACACGGAAAUUGGACCGCGAUUUUCGAAUGAAAUUACUCAUACAUUGUUAACUUUUCUCGAACAGUCUCCUCCGGAGGGAAGCAAACUUCUUGUAAUUGGUACAACAAGUGAUGUAAUGUUCUUAAAAGCUGUUGGUUUGCGCCAAGCUUUCUCUGUGACGUACCCUGUUCCAUUACUGAGGACAGAAGAUGCCAAGAAGGUGCUGAAGCAACUAAACGUGUUCGCAGAAGAUGAUAUUGAAGCAGCUUCCGAAGCCCUUCAUGAUAUUCCAAUUAAGCAGCUAUACACUGUUAUUGAAAUGGCAGCGCAAAGAGAUGGCAAGUCUAAAGAGCCAAUCCCCAACAGAAAGGAGAAACUCAACAUUACUCAUUUCUUAGAUUGUCUUGAAGAAGUUACUGAAGACAUCUGA